Amoebophrya sp. A120 is the source of this 4894-nucleotide messenger RNA. The record is from the annotation of a GenBank genome assembly. Lineage: Eukaryota; Dinophyceae; Syndiniales; Amoebophryaceae.
GUUGAGCACGACGGGUGAGGAAAGUUGAUGGAAUGACGCAAGUUUUGUAUGAAAAAAAAUGAAGCAAGCAAAUAAGUGGAGAACAUGGCGACCACUACGGCAGCACACGAAGAACGGUGCGAACCGUGACAAAGUCUACUGCUGCGAUGAAACGUAGCAGCAGCAGCAUACAGCGAGGAACAGGAGAAGGAGUGCAGGUUUGUCCUCCGGAUAUCGCGCAUCAGCACGUGUAGGUGUGGAAUCUCUUAUCUUUCGUGACACGGAUUUUAAUAUAUGACUGUACUGCAAGUUGUAGAGCAGAGGAAUUACAGCUAGUACUAUCUCUGCUGGAAAGCAAAAGCACGCGUAAACGUGGUGGAACGGAGUCAAAGUAGCCAUGGCGUCUUACACUUGCGCCUACAUGUGUGGCGACCAGCGCGUCUUCACGGAACGGCUACCAUCCGCCCGACUGUGCCAGCCUUUCCUCACUUCGGUCCUGGGGCUCACCAUUGGUUUUUUUCUCGCGUUUGCGACCUACAGCAUUGGCACGAACGCGACGAUACUUCUGUGGGGCGGUUUUUUUUACUUCGUGCUCUUGUUCCUCGCGGUUCACGUGUUUCUGAAGAAGAAAUUUUACUACGUCACAAAUUUUGUAGCGUUUUUUGCGGUGUCGGCCUUCAUCCUGCUGUUUCUGAUCGGGCUGAAAAACGUCAUCCACUUGAUACACGACAACGUGCCAGAGUUCCUUCCGGGUUGCCUUCUUCUCGCCACGCUCACCAUGCUGGUCACCAUCUUGGUGUAUUUGUACAAGAUUUUCCUUUUCACCGAGGACAACCGGAAGCACCGGAUCCAGGCCGUGUUCGACAACAGUUUUUACGUGGUUGACGUCUGCACGGAAACGGAGCAGCGCGAGGAGAUGGAGUCCACGGCGUUCGUUCUGUUCCGUUUUGCCAAGUGGGUCUUCUCUCUCGAAAUGUUCGAGGAUUUUGAAAUAUGCAUUGCAUGACAUGUGUCCUCUGGGUCAUCUAGGAGGUGAAGGCUGCAAGAACGCUUGUCAUGCGUUUGUUGACAUGAUUCUGAACUUUGUGACGCGUAGGCACGACGACGGCGCACAGAUUGAUCCUCUUGCUUGUCAGCUGAAAAUAAACUUGUGCCGCUUGGUGGCGGCCGCGGAUUGAUGAAAUAUUACACUAAGUUAAACCUUCCUGACUCGGAGACAUAUGAUUGGCAUUCAAUAUGCAAUUACCUGGUGGUUCCCGGCUAGUUGCGUGUCCGCGACCGACGUGAGCACCGCCGCGGCCAUGAACGCCACCCUGCCGCAAAACGAAAUCGCGGAAAUCAAUAGCGCACUAUCGCCGACCAGCAAUGGUAGCAGGCUUUCUGGAGGGGCGGGCCGUCCUCGAGGAUGCGGUAGUACCUCGCUGCGAUGCGGGCCCUCGAAGGGCGCGAUCAGUAUCCCUUUGUCGCCGGCGAUGUCCUCGACGAAAGCGCAACAGCUGAACUACCUGCCUUUUGCACAGGGGGUGCUCGCGCCUCCACCACAUGCUGACAGACCCGACGACGACGAACUGGGUGCCGUCUCUAGAAGUACCCCUACUGCGGGGGCUCUCGGCGAGGGCGCACGAGGUUCAUCUCGCAUAGUCGGCACUUCUUCUGAGGGUACUACGUCAUCGGCCGGGCCGCCCGCGGGGACGGGAACAAUUCUGCCGCAAUUGAACGUUCCAUCUACGUCGAGAACAGCGUCGCAGGACGGCACCAAAAACGCGAUGGACCCGAUCAAAAUCCGCAAUCGGUCGCUGAAGCACGUGAAGGCAGUGUUAUACGCCGUGGAGGAUGUGUGCAACUGGCUGCCAGUGACGGGGAUAUCCGGCCGGUGCGUGGAGCACAUCGAAGCCGGGGAGCAGCUUACCUUCCACCCGCCCGCGCUGCUGCGCUCUGGGAAAAUCAAACGAGAGUACUGUGGCCUGUGAUAUUGUUCUGUCCAAUAUUGCUGACUUCUAAUACUGAGCAUUAGUAGCUGCCCCAGGAAAAAGAAAUAUAUUCAAUCAUGCUGACUCUUCUUCCAGAGUUGGAUACGACCCCCACCCCGGGUGUACAAGGAUCGAUAGCAAGGCAGUAAAGUACAUGUUGCAUUGUAGCACUAUUGAGAAUAAGUUGGAAUUUGAACUUCCACAAAAGGUACCGUCUGAAGAUAUUUGCGCCCGGUUGUUGCGACCGCGAGCUCGCCACAUGUAUUUGUCGGCGCGGUAUGGUGUUGGAGUUUGUGGAUGUCACACGGAGUCUGAAGAGAAAAGUCGUCAAGCCGCCGCACCAUUACCACCGUAGCAGCGGUGUGUCAACAUCGUCCUCGUCCGCACAGUUGCUACACAGCAGCUACCCGGUCGGCAAAGCGGCGCACGACUUGUUAAACGUACGAAAAUCCAUGGCGCACAGCGGAUUGCCCCCCGCGCCGGAGCAGAUGAACACGGCCAGUACUAGCCAUGGUUUGUUGAGCCAAAGUGCGGGGUGCGGCGGCGGGGGGAGCGGUAGCAGAAUGAUGAAAAUUUUGAGCGACUCUAGCUUCCAGGAGAGCAGUUUCGCGGAGGACGAGGAGAAUGCCUUUGAAAGCGAAAGAGCUGCGCCGGCCUAUAUCUCGCCCUCCUACGGCCCGGGGAUUGGACACCACAGUGAGUCCUUGCGACGCACGCCUACGCAACUACUCCAGAGUGGCUUCGUAGCACAGGGUCAUGCCGAAAGCAGUGCGCAAAGUGGUAUGAUGAAAUUAGGCACAUCAGCAUCUACUUCAUCUUCUCUGAACGCCACCACACCCGGACGACCCAACAUGCAGCAACGGCGCAAAGUAGAUUUGUCGUCGUGCAAGAAGCUGCCCAAACUUGCGGAAGUCGACGGAGCAGCGUGCUCCGCAACGAGCACUGUGGUUGACGUGGGCGAAGAAGCAGUGCAGCCACUGUCGCAGCAGUCGGCGACGCUGGACCGGCAGACAAGUUCGAAGAGCACCGCGUCCAGCGGUUGUGUCACGGUAACAGCAGCAGGAGGUAGUAGUCUUGGGAUGAUGAACUCAAAAUCUUCCGGGAUUUCUAUCGGGCGCAACGCGGUGUCGUGCGGGAGUCUGUCGAAGUCCGGAAGUCGCACAAGCAGCAAAACCACGAGCUCGUCGACCGAAUUGCUCAAGCCCAGCAGCUCCCAAAACUUGCUCCAGCACAACAAGACGUCGUAUGAUAACCUCGCGAGCUUGGUGCUUUCCGAGUCGUCGUCCUCAUCCUCGUCCUCUUCGGGGUCGGAAAGGGAAGAUCCCGACCCCUUUGAUUUUCACCUGCGCGGCCUCGGCAACUACAGUACAAAUAGCAGUGACCACGGUGCUGGCGCGAGUUCGUCGCAACAAGAAAAAAGGGACCCUGCAGGCGACAGCUUUGCCGAGGAUCGCUUGCCGCAGACGGGAAACGAGCUGGAUCUUGGUCCUCACGACGAGGAGUCUGCACUUUGUCCACCGCCCUCGCUUGAUUUUUUGAAAGACAGCUAUGAAGAAGGUGGGGAAGCAGACGACCACUUUGAACCGGGAGAAGUAGGUCUGAGAAUGCAGCAGCCGUCAACACCAAAUAGUGUGCUAGAGCACCCCGCCGAUCCUUUCACCCAGCACGAUCUUCCGCAUUCCUCGUGCAAUAACUCCAGCUCCGAGUCCGAGGAGGCCGCUGGACUUAUCACGAAUAGUGAGAGGAAAAAGAAGUCUUCGACCUCGCACGUCGGGUGGACAGGCAAACAGCAGAAAAGCCGUACCCGAUCGCUCGGGAACAACAACAAGCUGCGACACAAAAUAAAGCAGGAUCCUCGCCCUCUCGUUCAUUCCCAGACAACCAGCCAUAGCCAAGGACUAGGAGGGGCGGCUUCCUCCGCCUCCUCGACCUUGUUUCUGAAACGCCCCCGCCGGGAUGACUCGGGCCGGCGUGCUACGAGCUCGGUGAAAAUAAACCGACGAAGUUUUAUGUCAACGACGACCUCCCCCUGUGAUAUUCAAGCAGCGAGAAUGUUCGACGUUCACGGAGAACAAAAUGACCAGCAAUCUUCCGCAAUUUUUAGCGAGGACUACUACAACGACGACGAUCCGGACGACGACGACGAGGAGGUGGUGGACCACCUUCCCCCGGGUGCGACGUCCGAGUCGAUUCGCGGCCUCAUCUCGCACUCGGGCCGAGAGCGUUCGUACGGCCCCUGCGGGUCGUCUUCAAUAUCACUAGGCCGCUCUUCUGGCAUGAUGAGCAUGACACUGCGCCGCAGCGCGACCACGUCGCCCACUGCAAACGCCUCGACAUCUUCCAACCGGUCGUGCGGCACGCGCGCCGAAGGUAGGGAGACGAACCAUUGUCGGCGCCGUUCACGGCAACGCAUGAACCAAUUGCUUGCUGCCGCGGUCCACGGGCGAGCCAGCAGUAGUGGAGGUGGGUCUGAGCAACGAGACCGGUUUUUUCCCGAACCGCACUACGCAGCUCUACUGCGCAGAGAUCGCUCAGCCCACGAUCAUCGCCGCGACGGCAAGGGUAGAUUUUACCACAGUCCACAGGGAGGUGAUGAAAGCUGCAACCAAUCGCGGAACCGCACCUCCAGCGCGUCCUAUAAUCUGCGGGGGAGCGGCGGGAAUUCCAACACGAGUUCACCCAUGCUGAAUUGCAGUGUGACGGUGCGAAACCGGUCCGCACAGGAAAUUCGUGCAAAGAUUUUCAACCCCGGGGACUACUUUUUCUUCGUGCCAGCGCAGUCGACGGACAAAAUUCGCCCUCGAGGGGAGGCGGAGAUUGUUUUGUUGGACGGCCGGCAUGACCUGUACACGCUGAAAAUUUACAGCAGCACCGGUGGCAGAGAACUCAGCUACUGCACCGUGCGACGCGGCGAGACCUAUACGUAUCACGAUGGCCUGCUCUGA